ACAAAUAGAACAUAACUUAACUUACAUGUAGCUACGUGACAAUAUAUUUUUUUAAAGUUAUCUGGGGAAUUUUCCGGACAGAAACGUAGCAACAAUAUUCGUUCUACGAAUAGCUCUUUGCAUUUAGUUUCGAAAGUUGUAACGCGCAUAACGCGGUGUCAUUUUGUAUCGUUGCCAAACCCGAAAACAUUAGUAUGACGCGGUUUAGUGGUCCUUUAACCUCUAAUUAAUGUGUUGGUACUAUGUUCUCAUCGAUCCGUUAUACUCUAUCUGCGGCGUUUUAACGAAAAAUUGCACCAGGAACGGAAUAGGUGCGAGUGGUCGCGGAUCGAUGCAAGAAAAAGCAACACCACCUUCACGAAGAUGUCAAUCGCCGGAUCAACCAAAUCCCGCCACUCCGAUAACAGAAAAACCGACCGCCGCAAUCGGACGAAUAGGUUGGGCGUUAAGAACAUUACUUUUAAGUCAAAACACUUGUUUAAGAGAUCGAAAACCGUCAGGAAGAUUGGUUAGAAGAUGUGCCCCAGGAAAUGAACUGGUUGAUUGGCUUUUAGAGCUGUCGAGUUGCGUCCAUACGAGGGUUCAAGCGACGGGAAUGUGGCAAGCUUUGUUAGAAGAAGGCGUUAUAGCCCACGUUUCUAGGGAAAAACCGUUUAAAGAUAAAUGUUUCUUGUACCGUUUUUGGCAAGACGAAGACGGGUCAUCGACUUGUUUACCAACAUUAGAUGACGUGGCAACUGCAGAGGAUCACAUUAGAGAUUCUUUAGCUACUUUAAUCAAUCGGGGCCCAGAUGCAAUGUUAAGAAUGAUUUUGCGAAAACCAAGUCACGAAAGAACAAGUGACGAUUUAGAAACGAUUUACGACGAAUUAUUGCACGUUCGAGCUUUAGCACAUUUAACAAAUUCAGUUAAAAAAGAAUUAGCUGGAGUUAUUAUGUUUGAAAGUCAUCCUAGACCAAGCACAGUUCUUUUCCAUCAAGGCGAUGAAGGAAAAUCGUGGUUUAUUAUCUUAAGAGGUUCAGUCGACGUCGUUAUACACGGAAAAGGAACUGUAACGACUUUACAUGAAGGCGACGAUUUCGGAAAAUUAGCUUUAAUAAACGACGCUCCAAGGGCGGCAACAAUCGUUCUUCGCGAACAUAAUUGUCACUUUUUGCGUGUCGACAAAGAAGAUUUCAAUCGAAUUUUAAGAGACGUCGAAGCAAACACCGUUCGCUUAAAAGAACACGGAAGAGACGUUUUGAUUUUAGAAAAAAUCUCUUCUCAAUCGAAAUUGGCUCAUUUCAAAUAUACUGUAAUGGCUGGAACUCCGCAAAAAAUGUUAGAACAUCUUUUAGAAACACGAUUAGAUGGAAAAUCGGUAAAUUAUACGACGAACGAUUUUAUAUCGACAACGCAAGAUCCAUUUAUGGACGAUUUUUUAUUAACUCACAUCAUUUUUUUGCCGACUCACCGUUUAAUCGAUGAGUUAGAACGUUAUUAUCGGAUGGAGUCUUCGACGCAAGAUCGCGAUUUUAUGUUAUCAUGUAAACGACGUGUCGUCCAAUUCAUUUAUAAGUGGAUAUCGACGAUACGACAUCCGGUUUUCGAAGAUGAAUCGGUUACCGAGUUUUUAGAGGAUCUCGCCAAAGACUUGGAAUCGGAUUUUUUGCAUAAUUCGGCGUUACAAUCGGAAGCGUCUUUAAUGCACCAUGUUAUGACUCAAUUAAAGCGGUAUAAAGAUGAGCGGAAGUUACGAGAGGGGCAGAAAUGGAAACUUCCUACUAAUGGGCAACCAGUUAGUUUAUUUACGGGUUGUGACCCAGGAAAUAAUCGAACUGUUAUUAUGCCGCAAGAUGAUAUAAUUUUUAGGGUGUAUUGUGCAGAUCAUACUUAUUGUACUUUAAGAUUACCAGUUGAUGCAUCUGCUGAGACCAUAAAACUAUUCGCGGCGGAUAAAUUACAAAUGAGGCCGUGCGAAGAACUUUUAUUGGUUGAGGUUAAAUCAACCGGAGAAAGGGUAGUUUUUAAAGAUAACGAUAUCAGUAUUCCAACAGCUAUUAGUAUUAACAGUCGAAUUUUUGUUACACCAAAAGAUCAUUUAGAUGCUUUGACUUGUAUACCAGAACAAGAAGAAGCAACCCAAGGUGUUGAUGGCGACUUGGAACUGUUUAGUACAAAAGAAUUGGCUUAUUAUAUGACUUUAUUCGAUUGGGAUCUUUUUUGGUGCGUUCAUGAAUACGAGUUAUUAUAUCACACGUUUGGAAGGCAUCAUUUUGCGCAAAUAACGGCAAAUCUCGACGUUCUUAUUCGGCGAUUCAACGAAAUCCAAUUUUGGGUUGUCACAGAGUUGUGUUUAACGUCCAAUUUAAAUAAACGUGUUGCUGUUUUAAGAAAAUUUAUCAAAUUAGCUGCAUAUUGUAGAGAAUAUCAAAAUUUAAACGCAUUUUGCGCAAUAGUAAUGGGUUUAAGUAACGUGGCAAUAUCACGUUUAUCAUUAACUUGGGAUAAAUUGCCAUCGAAAUUCCGUAAAAUGUACAGCGAUUUCGAGGCGGUUAUCGACCCAAGUAGAAAUCAUCGCGCUUACCGAGUAAGUGUUGGAAAAUUGCAACCGCCGGUGGUUCCAUUUGUUCCACUCUUAUUAAAAGAUAUGACGUUUACGCACGAAGGCAACAAAACUUCGAUGGAAGGUUUGGUAAAUUUCGAAAAAAUGCACAUGUUAGCACAAACGAUGAGAACGUUGCGGUUUUGCAGAAGUAGACAUCUAGUUUUAGAACCGCCCUCACCAAAAAGUGAAGGUGAAAUAAAAUCGUACAUUUCGUGUUUACGGGUAAUAGACAAUCAAAGAAUCCUCACGAGCUUGUCGCAAAAAUUGGAGCCGAGGAGGUCAUAGUCAAUACCGGUCACUUUUAGGCACAGUUUGGCCGAAACGUUUAAUAAACUAACAGGACCAAGAAAUUAGUAAGAAAAUGAUAUAAACGAAAAUUUAAAAAAGAAGAAAAUCAUUCUAUUGUAGUUUUUAGCAACUACUAUUAAUUAAACAAAUGAGAUUCUUAUGAUACAAUUAUUAUUUUUGUGUAUGAUGAUCAUUAAUC
Molecule: messenger RNA, 3074 nt
Organism: Onthophagus taurus
Lineage: Eukaryota; Metazoa; Arthropoda; Insecta; Coleoptera; Scarabaeidae
Gene: Epac
Product: Exchange protein directly activated by cAMP
Biological process (GO): Ras protein signal transduction
Cellular component (GO): plasma membrane
Molecular function (GO): guanyl-nucleotide exchange factor activity
Source: RefSeq, a predicted model, not a curated record